AACCUGUAAAGAGAUACGCUUACCGGAGGGCGGGCUAAUAGCUGAAGACAAUCGAGGAAAUAAUGUAUUGCGCAUAACUUGAACGCGAGAGUCAAGAAUAAGAUCAUUUCCGUUUCUUAAUAGGCUAGGUAAUCUAAUUAUCAGAUGAAGAAAAUUAACUACGAUUCAUAUCUAUAUAUGUAAAGAAUAACGUUUCACUGUUGCUGUUGGGUUGUUUUUAUAUCAUGCAUUUUUGAUAUGCUUAGCAAGAAUUGAGUUUCGUCCGUGGGAACACCUCAAACCCCUUGAGUCACCUGUGUGAAUUUGGGGAAAGCAAUAGGAAGCAAGUGGAGUUAAGAAAACACCGGGAACGCUGGAAUAGUUUUUCUUGCAGUAAUGUCUAUGCCACCAACCUUUGGUUUCACGCAAGAGCAAGUUGCCUGUGUCUGUGAAGUCCUGCAACAAGGAGGGAGUAUUGAACGCCUGGGACGUUUUCUGUGGUCCUUGCCUGCUUGCGAACACCUUCACAAGAACGAGAGUGUGCUCAAAGCAAAAGCAGUGGUCGCUUUUCAUCGAGGCAACUUCAGGGAGCUUUAUAAAGUACUAGAAAGUCACCAGUUUUCUCCGCACAACCAUCCCAAGCUGCAACAGCUCUGGCUGAAAGCGCACUACAUCGAGGCAGAAAAGCUCCGCGGUCGCCCUCUCGGCGCGGUUGGAAAGUAUCGCGUCCGCAGAAAGUUUCCUCUGCCUCGUACCAUAUGGGAUGGAGAGGAGACAAGUUACUGCUUUAAAGAGAAGAGCCGCUGCGUACUCAAAGAGUGGUACUCUCACAACCCGUACCCUUCCCCAAGGGAAAAAAGAGAAUUGGCCGAGGCUACAGGUCUUACAACCACGCAGGUUAGCAACUGGUUCAAGAACCGAAGACAGAGAGACCGCGCUGCAGAGGCAAAGGAAAGGGAAAAUGAAGGCACAAAUCAAAACGGGCACAACCUACUGACGUCUCAAAUGAACGAAAACAAAUCUCAGUGUGAAAGUUCGGACGACGACAAAUCUCCAGUCGGGACCCCGGAUCACACGUCCAUGAGCCCUGCUAUGCUCAUGCCCUCCAGCUCGGGCCUGCCACCCCUCCACAGCUUUGCCCCUCCGCCGGGCCCCAGUGCAAUACCUGUCAGUGGCACGGACACCCACCACCUCCAUCAGCAGCGCAAUCACCACCACCACCUUUCCAUGCACGACAGCCUUCUCAACCCCAUGGCGGCCAGCCUGGUGGAUCUAGGCUCGUAAGAACUCGGAGGUUUAAAACCCGUGCGCAACGAGGGCAUACGUACUGCGCUUAAAGACCACUUGCUAUUAAACCAAAGAUGAUGAAGACAAACAUGUAUUAAUUUCCCAAUUGUUAUACAUCAAAUAACAUUUGUUGCAUAACCAGCUUUGACGAAAUGUAUGUAUUUGGACGACUUGUAGUCUUAUAAACCAAUAGCCGAUUUCAAACAAAGACCAACAAAAGGAAGGUAUCAUCCACGUUAUGCACUAUACGCGAAAGAUAAGGAACUUUCCAUUGUAUAAUGAAUCAUUAUAAAUCAGCUGAUAGUUUUUUGAUA
This is a messenger RNA of Electrophorus electricus (electric eel), 1580 nucleotides long. It is a transcript of the gene six2b, whose product is annotated as SIX homeobox 2b. Gene Ontology annotation, biological process: regulation of transcription by RNA polymerase II. The record is from RefSeq and is a predicted model, not a curated record. Gene Ontology annotation, cellular component: nucleus; transcription regulator complex. NCBI's taxonomy places the organism in Eukaryota, Metazoa, Chordata, Actinopteri, Gymnotiformes, Gymnotidae. Gene Ontology annotation, molecular function: RNA polymerase II cis-regulatory region sequence-specific DNA binding; DNA-binding transcription factor activity, RNA polymerase II-specific.